AUGUCCGGCGAACCAGAGCCUCGUCGAUCCGUGCGAGCCACAAAAGGUCAACACACAAAAGCAUUCGAUCAACUCGAGAACGGACCGGAACCUGUGAAGCGACGCCAGACCAAAAAGAAUAGCAAAAAGACAACCGAGAAGGACGAGAAACAGGAUGACGAUGAAGAAAUCAUACGUUGCAUCUGCGGUGCUACUACGCAGGACGACGAUGAUACGAACGAACCGUGGAUUGCAUGCGACAAGUGUGGUGCUUGGCAACACAAUGUGUGUAUGGGCAUGAGUGUUUUUACGGAAGAUUUAACUAGAGAUUAUUUCUGCGAACAAUGCGCGCCCGAAGAUCACAAGGUUACCCUGGAGGCUAUGAAGAAAGGGGAGAGGCCAUGGGAGGAGCGUAGGCAUAAGUAUGAAGAAGAGAAGAAGCGCAAGAAAGGGGGUAGGAAAAGUAAGGGAAAGCGCGUAAGUGAUCCUAAGGACCGUUCAUCGCCGAGUACAUCUACUACGAAGGCAAAGGCAUCUCCUACCCCUGAUGCGAAAAAGGAAGAAAGUACACCCGAGUCGGCUUCUAAGGGUAAGCGCAAAGCUCGGGAUCAGUCACAAGGGCCACAUAGCAAGCUUCGCAAGGUUUCAGAUGUGCAAGCAGUUCCGUCAGGCCCGGCAUAUACUCCUCCGGAUGACUUGCCCGAGAAUAUUCAGAAGCUUGAAGGCCCUCGAAGACAAGCAGCACUAGGCUUACAGAAAUCCCUCGAUGCGGCUAUCGACCUUACCGAGAAGAAAAAGCUAUAUGCUAUCCCUCAAGGCUCAUCCAAAAAGGAUAUCACUGAACGAUUAGCUAUCGAGAUCGAACGAGCCUUCCAAGACACUCACCCGAACACCUCUCAUAACGCAUCCCAACUUCGCGCACUGUUCUUCAGUCUGAAGAAUAUAUAG
Molecule: messenger RNA, 927 nt
Organism: Daldinia childiae
Lineage: Eukaryota; Fungi; Ascomycota; Sordariomycetes; Xylariales; Hypoxylaceae
Product: putative phd finger domain protein
Exons: 2
Coding region: 1-927 (308 amino acids)
Biological process (GO): negative regulation of silent mating-type cassette heterochromatin formation; negative regulation of rDNA heterochromatin formation
Cellular component (GO): Rpd3L-Expanded complex; Rpd3L complex
Source: RefSeq, a predicted model, not a curated record